AUGGUCAUUCCAGGCGAGGCGAGCGGGAAAAAUGUUGAAGAAUACAGUGCAACCUUCAUACCCGUUGAUGAAAAAGUUGACGGCCCUACGAAGGAGACAAAUAAUGAAGAAUAUAAUCCAAGCAUCGUAACCGUAGCUGAAAAUGUUGACACUAUUUACACGACGGAAACAGAGCUGCGAGAUGAUACUCAAGCUUCCGAGCACCUUGAAACUAGAGCUUGGAUUAAUGAAUGCAAAAAAUAUGCUGAGGAAGCAAGGGAGCAGUACAACGCACGGAAGCGUGCAGCUUAUCGAAAGAAAAAAUAUGAGGAUAUUGUCAGCCUACAAGAGGAGAAUCAACCUUUAGUUGCAAAUUCUGAUCAUAGGGAUCUUAUCAACGCUCUUAGGCGGGUGUCUCAUCGCAAUAACAAGUCGAAUGGUUUGGAUAACCAACAAGUCAUUGGGCAGUACGCUGACAAUGCAGAAGACAUCGAUGUAUUCUUAAGCGGCAGCAUGGGCGAUGAGCCGGCAGCACCCGACUUGAUGGAUGAGGAGUACUACAUGUUUCGCAACGAAGGAUCCGAUAAUAACAUAUUGGAUGAUGACGAGGAAGCAAGCAUGUCUAGCGCUAAUCCUAGCGAGAUUGAUCCAUUUGACAGUGUCUACUCAAACAUCCCAGAUAGCACUCACAUCCUGAAACUCGCUGAAAAUUGCAAACACUGCAAGGCCAGGAAGUUUGAGUUUGAGACUGACGGGUUCUGCUGUCGCAAUGGCCAGAUUCAGCUUAAGCAACCGGAACCAAACCCAGAGCUUAUGAGGCUAUGGUCGAGCAUGGAUGCAGAUUCUAGACAUUUUCGAGAGAACAUACGGUUCUUCAACGGGCAUUUCGCCUUCACAACCCUUGGCGUCAGCCUUGAUGAAAACUACACAAACAUGAAGUCUGGGGUGUACACAUUCCGAGCACACGGCACCAUCUACCACAACGUGCAUUCGUUCGGGCCAAGCUCCCGUCCAGAACAUCUGCAGUUGUACUUCUAUGAUGACGACCCAAACCUAACUCAUCGUAAGGCGGCCACCAAGCAAUUAGACCAGGAUGUCGUGAAGGGUUUGGUAGACAUACUCAAAGAAAACCCAUACUCCCAGCAAUUUAGGAGUUUGGGUGCACACAAGGACAACCUCGAUGAUUAUAGGAUAGACCUAAACACCGAUAAGAGGCUUGACCAAAGAAGAUAUAAUAGACCGGUGUCAUCUGAGGGGGAGCUAGGUUGGCAUCCGAAGCUACCUAAACGUAAUGUUUCUUGGGAGCUUGUACAACAUCCAAGACUGGGCCAUGAUGAUGAUGAGGAUGCAGAGGGGAAUAGCAGGUUAUGCGUCUCCGUGAGAGACUAUUACUAUUACAUGCUGCAAACACGGCCUGGGAUCUUCAAUCCUAUACUCUGUGGAGCACGCCUACUGCAGCAAUGGGCGGUUGACAUGUACAUCAAGAUUGAGAGUUGUCGGUUGAGGUGGUACAGGAAGAACCAGACGCAGAUACGUGCCGACUUGUAUAAAGGAGUUGUUGAUGCGAUCACAUCGGGGGAGACGCGAGCAAGCGCUGUUGGGGUAAGAAUAGUGCUCCCUGGAACUUACCCUGGUGGUGACCGCGACAUGAAGAAGAGACAUAUGGAUGCCAUGGAAAUUGUCAAUACAUACGGGAAGCCUGACAUCUUCUUGACCAUGACUUGCAACCCUAAAUGGGAAGAGAUAACGAAUGAGUUGCUUCCUGGUCAGACGGCGCAAGAUCGUCCUGAUAUUGUGGCCCGUGUGUUCUACAGCAAGCCAGAGGCUAUGAAAGACCUGUUGCUCAAGAAAAUGGUCCUGGGUGUUGUUGUUGCUUAUGUAUACCCUCGGCCGUUCAAUGAGAACACGGUACAAGGCAAGGACUCAUACCCAGUUUAUCGGCGUAGAGACGAUGGAAGACGUGCUAAGGUCCGAGGGAAAAUGUUGGACAACCGAUGGGCUGUGCCGUAUAAUCCUUAUCUUCUGCGGAUGUUUAAUUGCCACAUCAAUGUUGAGGUCUGCUCUAGCAUAAAUGCCGUCAAAUACAUUUAUAAGGGUCAUGAUAAGGCUUCUUUCAGCAUCGACCAGCCAGACGCUGAUGGUAACAUUGAUGAGAUCAAGAGAUACGUUGACGCAAGAUGGGUCACCCCUCCGGAGGCUAUAUGGAGGAUAUUUGGCUUCCCACUGUGCGCCAAUUACCCGCCUGUCUUGAAGUUGGCUCUUCAUCUCCCGAAUAUGCACAGGGUUGCAUUCAAUGCACAGGCUGACUUGAAAAAUGUUGUCUCCUCCGAAAAUGCUUCAAAAUCCAUGUUAACUGAGUAUUUCAAGGCUAACAAAAAACACCCUUGGGCAAGGCAUAUAUUGUACAAGGAUUUUCCCGGAAGCUUCACGUGGGAGAAGAGAAAGAAGUUCUGGAAGCGGCGGGACCUGCUCACCGUGGACGGCGUGGUAUGUGGGAGCUUUAGGGAGGCUGCUAAAAGGUUGGGACUCAUCGAGGCUGACAACACGCUCAACGACUGUCUUACUGAGACGGAGCAGUGGGCGAUGCCAUGUUCUCUUAGGGGGCUCUUCGCAACCAUCUUGGUGCACUGCGAGCCAGGCGACGUGCGCGGUUUAUGGGAUAGGCACCUUGAGCCUAUGUCUGAUGACUACCGUCGAACACGCACGUCCCCAAAUGAGGUGGAGCAGAUGGUGUUGCUUGACAUUAGGGGUAUGUUGCAGUCCAUGGGUAAAGACAUUAUUGAUUUCGCUCUUCCAACCAUUGAUGAUGUGUUUGACCCAACUGAGGGCGAGGCCAGAGAGAUCAUCGAGGAAUCAACCGUUGAGUUUGAUGAAAGUGACACUAAAUUGUCAUCUUCCUUGAAUUUGGAACAAAGGGCCGCAUACGACGAGAUACUAUUGGCUGUUGAACGAGGUGAUGGGGGUGUAUUCUUUGUAGAUGGCCCUGGAGGUACAGGGAAGACCUUCCUCUACAGGGCGAUGCUCGCCAAGGUGAGGGGCGAGGGCAAGAUUGCUAUCGCUACCGCGACGUCGGGCGUCGCUGCUUCUAUCAUGCCUGGCGGUAGGACUGCCCACUCGAGGUUCAAAAUCCCACUGAGUUGCGAUGAUGGAGCCUCGUGCAGCUUCACCAAGCAGAGUGGGACCACCAAGCUGCUAAGGAUGGCCUCAUUGAUACUAUGGGACGAGGCCAGCAUGACUAAGCGACAAGCUGUUGAGGCAUUGGACAAUAGCAUGCGUGACAUCAUGGGAAUACGCGACCGACCCUUUGGAGGAAAGACUGUUGUUUUUGGCGGGGACUUUAGGCAGGUGCUUCCGGUCGUCAGAAGGGGGUCACGGGGCCAGAUAAUUGAUGCAAGCCUCCGAAGUUCUCAUCUAUGGAAGGGUAUGCGGCAGCUUCGGCUCAUCACCAACAUGAGGGCUCAUAAUGACAUGUGGUUUGCAGAUUACUUGCUCAGGGUCGAUAACGGCACAGAGGAAGCCGACGAUCAAGGCAACAUACUACUGCCUGAUGACAUUUGUCUGCCAUCUAUAGGCGAGGUUGACGACCUAGAGAAGCUGAUUGACCACGUGUUUCCGAGUCUAGAUGACAACAUGUCUGAUUCGAAUUACAUGACAUCUCGCGCCAUCCUUUCCACGACAAAUGACAACGUUGACAAGAUAAACAUCCGCAUGAUAGAGCGUUUCCACGGAGAUGAAUUAAUCUACCAUAGCUUUGACAGUGCGGAGGACGACCCAUAUGGCUACUACGCUCCUGAGUUUCUUAACGGAUUGACUCCCAAUGGUCUUCCUCCGCAUGCACUCAAACUAAAGCUGAACUGCCCGGUCAUACUUCUAAGGAACAUUGAUCCAGCUAAUGGACUGUGUAACGGUACUAGGCUUGUUGUUAGAGGUUUUGAGAGGAACACCAUUGAUGCAGAAAUCGUGAUUGGACAACACGCGGGUAGGAGGGUCUUCCUUCCUCGAAUACCUCUGUGCCCAUCUGACAACGACAUGUUUCCAUUCAAGUUUAAGAGGAAGCAAUUUCCUAUAAGGCUUAGCUUUGCUAUGACGAUUAACAAGGCUCAAGGGCAGACCAUCCCGAUUGUUGGUGUGUAUCUACCUAAUCCGGUGUUCUCUCAUGGUCAACUCUAUGUUGCUUUGUCUCGAGCAACCGCGAAGAGAAACAUAAAGAUACUUAUUCAGAAGGAGAAGCCGAAGGAGAAGUCCAACAAGCAAAAUAACAAUCGAAAGAAGCGAAAAAGACCGACCGUGUCCUUGCUGACCUCAAUGAAGAACACCGUCUACAAGGAAGUACUUACAGGCUGA
Molecule: messenger RNA, 4323 nt
Organism: Aegilops tauschii subsp. strangulata
Lineage: Eukaryota; Viridiplantae; Streptophyta; Magnoliopsida; Poales; Poaceae
Biological process (GO): telomere maintenance; DNA repair
Molecular function (GO): DNA helicase activity
Source: RefSeq, a predicted model, not a curated record